Daphnia carinata is the source of this 3093-nucleotide messenger RNA. RefSeq lists its product as uncharacterized. The coding region runs from base 166 to 2643 and encodes 825 amino acids. The transcript is spliced from 9 exons. The record is from RefSeq and is a predicted model, not a curated record. Lineage: Eukaryota; Metazoa; Arthropoda; Branchiopoda; Diplostraca; Daphniidae.
UCCUGGUAUGACUGUUUUGGUCAGCUGCGUAAAUAUUAGAAAGUAAACGUGAUCAGACGUUGUUGAGGGACACUGAAAGAGUGGGAUCGCUUCUGAGCAUUUCACUGUCAGCUGAUAGUUUGUAACUAAUCUAACUUAAAUUAAAACCUGCUUGUAUAGAGAACUAUGGAAGAAGACAUAAGCAAAUGUUUUAAAAAUACUUUGGAAGAGGCAAAUUCUGAAGAUGACGUGGAGAAUAACUGGAUGUUUGUCCUCUCUGAAGAUGUAUCGUGUGCAAAGAGUGAUGGAACAGAUACAUCUGACAACCACAGUGAGCAGGGAAGUGAUUCUGGCAGCUCAAUAGUAGUCAUUGAUUCCCCAAUUCUUCCUGUCUCUGACAUGCAUCCAGUUUCAGCUGACAUUGCACAACAGGAGUUGCCAAAGUACGAAGAGAGACAGACAGAAGGCUUUGAUGUACCAGAUAACAUCUCCUGUUCUUCUCAUCAAUCAAAUAACAAUGAGUUCUUAAAGGAAUGCAGCCCAUAUGAGGAAAUGGAGCAGCCAGAUACUUGGGAUUGUGAUCAUGAAGCUCCCGUACAGAAAGAAGGGUUCUCAAUGUCAAUUCCUAAUAAUCAGUUACAUGAUGAUGCAACACCAACCAAUGAAAUCCUAAUGAAAAAGGAAAAUGGAAAUAGCACUAACCCUGAAUCUGUUCAACAUGGAGAAGCUUUGUUGAAUGAGACUGAGUCAGCUGAAGAUUCCCAAGUAAUAGAUGGAUUCACUGGUUUAUCUGAACAGCAGGAUGAUUCUUUAAACAAAGUUAACCAUGACUUGGUAAAUGGUGACAACGUCGACACCUGUCGAGAAGAAGAAGCUGCUUCCCGCGAUAAAGUUUUCUCGGAGCUUCAGAAAGAAAGCGACGAAAUCAAUCGCGUAGAAAAAGAGCCAACGUUAGUGAUUUCAGGUAUGAAAGACAAUGUCACGGAAAAUAACGCGAACUUCCAAAUAAUACAGAACGAAACACCCCUGUUCGAACAAGCAACUGAUCAAAUCCCUUGCAUGACAACGGAGCCGCCAAGUCUUUCUAGUGUUGACGAAAAUACCAUUAGCGGCGUUGAAUCAGAAGAAAAAGCCGAAGCAGCUGUGUUGGUUUAUGUCGCUAAUGACGAAAAAUCGUCAUUACAAGAGGAUACAGCAUUCUCUACUCAACCGGAUGACCAAUCAAUUUAUUCUGUAGAUGAUGACUCAGAAGACGAAACUUGGGAUUUAAGCUUGGAAGUUCUUAUGAAUGCGAAUUCUCUGGCUUCGUCACUUUCGAGUCUUGUACAACAACCUUCCUCGCCGUCACCCCUGGGCAAUGAAGCAGAUGGGUAUCAACGUAGCCAUCCGAUGCUUAAACCUGAUCUUUUGGAAGAAGCCAAUCGAAUUGAAGAAUUAGACCUAAUGGACUAUUCGGCUGUUACUAACCCUGAUCUUCCUGCUGAGAUAGCCGUAGCCAACAUUGUUCCAGAUCGGCACUACGUACAUCAUCCCAAUCAACGUUUGAACGAAAAGCUUAGUUUUGUUAUGGCGUUUGCUCUGGCCGCAGUUGUUGGAUUCGCUAUAGGGCACAUAAUAGGAUUGUCGGACAACUUUCCGUCUCGUUGUAAUUACUCAGACGAGUCCACCAAACCCGUAGGCUCCCAUUCUUAUGAAGGAUGGACUGAAAGCGAUCUAUUAGAUGAAAUUAAACGUCUAACGUCACAUAACGAAGAAUUAACCAGGACUCUUAGAGAGCUAUCCGGACAAGAUUCAACUGGUUGUCGCUUUGAUCUUCAAUUAAAUGAGCUCAUGUCAGAAAAUUGGGACCUGAAGCAGUCCAUAGGGAGAAUUCGCUAUGGUAAACCCACUCGAUCGGUCGAAGACCGCGAUACAAUCAACCACCUGCAAACGGAAAAUCAAGACCUCCGCGCUACAGUAGGUAAGCUGCGUUAUCGCUGUGGGCAGCCGCUUUCUAGUCCACAACAACAGGGCCAACAAAUCUUAGCGCCACCGAUGGCUUUUGUUUCACGACCAUCUGCCAUCGAACCGUUAUGGAAGGCACUCGAGGCGAUGAAUCUGACAGGCACCUGGAAUCAUCUGGUCAACUAUCGUAAUAAUCGUUCCAUAGAAGACCAACUGAAAAGGGUUAAAGAUUCAUCUACAGAUUUGAUCCGUUUGAUGGGUUUACGCCGUGAAGAAUUGAUUAAUCUAACUAGACAGACCCGGAACCCUGUUACCGAAAAAAUGGAAGCAAGGUUCAAAAAAAUUACCCAAAAAACGGUAGACUUAAUGGAACGCGUUAACAAACAUCACAAGUCAUUUGCUUUGUUGCUGGAAGAAGUCGACAACCGUUUGGAAAAAAUGCGAUUCAAGUUGGAGUCUCAGUGGGAAAAUCUGUUACGGUCCUACACCGACUCUGGAAAUAGAUUCGAAACUUUGGAAAACACAAAGCCAUUGAAUUCAGAUUGGUUUUGGUCCAUGGGGCAUCAUCGGGACAAAUUACGACGUAGUGAGAAACAGAGCGAAUGGAUGUUCGACCGAGCUAGAAACCGCGAGCUAGAACGUCGAGCCCGCAAAUUCCAGGCAAAACAAAGAAAGCAGAAGCCAUUCCAGGGAAAUUCCUGGAAUCAAUAUUCUUCGUGAGGUAGUUAUGUUUCGCUUAUUCGUUAUUGAUAUGUAUCAAAUGUAAAUGUGAGCCUUUCGAAUUAGGACAAUUUUUUUUACGGUGUGACGUUAAAAGUUAAAUUUUUUUUUUUCUUUGCUUAAGCAAUAAGCCAUCUUUUGCUUCUUUCUUCUGUUUUGUCUGUCUGUUGGUUUGGUUUUCUUUUCAACAGUGGUGUUCUGUGAGUCAUUAAUGACUGCAAUGGAAAGCUUUCUUCGGGGAUACUUUUUCGCUACGACUCGGGAUGUAUCUGAGUUUCGAGCAAGUUUUGGGAUUGGUACGAUUGGUGGCUAAAUCGGAUCCUUUCUCUUUGCCUGAACCUUUGAUAAAACGGUUUGGCCCCACUUGAUUUUUUUUAUCGCAUUAGAAGUUCGAAUUGUGUAGUUGAUAUCAAACAUAGGGGAUAUAAUAAAGUCUUCGUGCAAAAUCUA